This is a messenger RNA of Ornithorhynchus anatinus (platypus), 3037 nucleotides long. RefSeq names its product 1-acylglycerol-3-phosphate O-acyltransferase 2 (gene AGPAT2). Gene Ontology annotation, cellular component: endoplasmic reticulum; membrane. Gene Ontology annotation, biological process: phosphatidic acid biosynthetic process. The transcript is spliced from 6 exons. The record is from RefSeq and is a predicted model, not a curated record. NCBI's taxonomy places the organism in Eukaryota, Metazoa, Chordata, Mammalia, Monotremata, Ornithorhynchidae. The coding region runs from base 40 to 879 and encodes 279 amino acids. Gene Ontology annotation, molecular function: 1-acylglycerol-3-phosphate O-acyltransferase activity.
UCCGGGCCCCCGGGCCCCCGGGCCCCCGGCCCCCCGACCAUGGAGGGCCUGUGGGGGUGGGCGCUGCUGCUGCUGGGGCUGCUGCUCGUGCUCAUGGAGCUCAGCCCCACCGUCAAGUUCCAGGUGAAGAUCGUCUUCUACUGCCUGCUCUGCCUGCUGGCCUCCGGAGCCGCCUCCCUCCUCUGCCUCCUCAAGCACCGCGGAAGGACCGUCAACAACAUGAGUAUCAUCAAGAGGUUUGUCCAGACCUUCAAGUAUAUCUAUGGCCUGAAGUUUGAGCUGAAAGGCUUGGAGAAAUUUGAGACAGAAGGACCCUGUGUCAUCAUCUCCAACCACCAGAGCAUUCUGGACAUGAUGGGCCUGAUGGAGAUUCUCCCAGAUCGAUGCAUCCAGAUAGCUAAGAAGGAGCUGAUGUACAUGGGCACCGUGGGCCUGGUGAUGUAUCUUGGGGGCGUUAUCUUCAUCAACAGGAAGCGGACCAGCACCGCCAUGUCCGCUCUGACGGAGGUGGGCGACACCAUGGUGAAGGAGAAUCUGAAGGUGUGGAUUUACCCCGAGGGAACCCGGAAUGGAAAUGGAGACUUGUUGCCCUUCAAGAAAGGAGCCUUCCACCUGGCCAUUCACUCAAAGGUGCCAAUCAUCCCUGUGGUGUAUUCAUCUUACACUUCCUUUUACCGGCCAGAAACAAAGCUUUUCACAUCAGGGACGAUCAAGGUUGAAGUCCUCGACCCCAUCGAGACCAAAGGGAUGACGGCAGAGAACGUGCCUGAGCUCAUGGAGCGGUGCCACUCAAUCAUGCGGGAGAGCUUUUUCAGCCUAUCCAAUUUCCCGAACAAGGCCAAUGGGGCCCAUGGGACCACCCCUGCCCCAGCCCAGUAGCCUGGGCCCAUGUAUAAGGGAAGCAGGGCAGGAUGGGUGUGGGGAGGUGGGGGCUGAGACCAGGGGCUUCUCUGGAUAGCCAAAAGUUGAAGGCUAGCUUCUUAGCCCCUCCCGCUCCCACCAGUACUCCACCUCCAUCAAGGCAAGUGUCUUCCUCUGGCCUCCCACGGUUCCGUUAACAGAAGCCGCCCCUCCCCAGAUGGAAGGAUUUGACGCUGCCGUUGGCCAGCUCUGUCCUGUGUCUCACAAAGGUCCUGUUCUCCUCGCACCCUCAGUUUCCUUCCUCUGGUGUCUUUGGAUGCUGAGACGAUCCCUCCGGGGCUCAUUCUUUGCCUCUGUGAGGAAGCCCAGGUGGUGGACCCCCACCUCUCCCAGUCCUCCGCCAACACUGAGGCAGCAUUUCUCUCUUGGGGCGAGGCCCAUUCCAGGUGAAUGGAAAGAAGUUGUCUGUGUGUUUGUGUGUCUGUCAUUCACCCCCCACUCCACCUCCAGCACAAAUGAUGGCAUAAACAGAGCUUCCCGACCUCAUGCUCACUUCCUGGGGUUCUAGGUGUCAUAACCCCAGCCCUGGAACUGUUGAUCAGUCAGAAAACUGCACCUUGCCCUGAAGACUGGGGAGUGUUAGUGGACGCUCUUUGUGCCUCCCUCUUCCUCCCUCCUAGCCAUGGCCUUGAGCUGCCUCCUCUCCCUGCAGUCACCUCCCUGCAGGCUAGCACGCCACGUGGAGACAGACCACCCAGCUAACAGCAGUGGGGGAUGGGCUGGGGGUGGUGCUUCAGAGGCCUAAAUUUAGGCCCCUGCACACACUGUUCUUUCAGACACGCAGGCAGCGGGGCGUUGUGGUGGAUAAACAGAUCCUGUCCUGUGAGCGCCCAAGAGAGGAGGUAUGCACCAGCCCUUGGGCAACCUUGUCACUUGUCCCCCUUUCUGGCAGCUGGCACAGGCCAGAUGCCAGGCUAAACAGCCUCCCACAUCUUGUGGGAAGGGAGUGAACAACUUUGUUGUCAAGAGAGCUCAUCCACAGCCUGGUGGGAGUUUCCAGGAGAGAUCGAGGCAGAACUCAUACAAAGGGUAAAGGAGCAGGGUUAAGGGACAGUGGUGAGAGGAAAUGGAGAGCAAAUCUCGCCCCUCCCCAGAUCAUGGAAGGUGUGCCGGGGGGGGGGCGGGGCGGGGAGUUGUGUGUGUGUUUGUGUGUGUGAGUCUGAAAUGAGGUAGAUGUAGGAGUGGAGAAAGAGAGGAAUUACCUUAAAUAAACUGUGUUAGGGUUGGCAAUCAGCUUCCAUGCCAAAUCCAGUGACCAUGGGAGGUAGAGGGCACGGUCCAUACUCUGUGCUGUGGAAUAGGCCACUUGGCAGUUUCUGGAUGUGUUAAUGGCUGCUGGGGUGAAAGGAAGUGGCCCUAAACCUUAUUGAUUUAGCCGCAGCCUGUUGGUCCUCAGACUGAGUCCCCAGAGCCUGAGGUUGUCAGGCAACCAAGGGCUCAUGUUAGUAAUUGAAGAGAUGGCCCCAAAGCAGGGUUGCAGCCAUUAUGGGGUCAGGAGAGGUGAGGCAGGGUCAUUGAUGGGGCUGGGAUUAGAGCUUCCUUCCUCUUUCUCCUCCCCGCCCCGGCUCCAGAGCUCUGGGUAGCCUUCUCUUUUUGACUCCCAGCCCCUUCUGGAGAAAAAGCCAUGUGUUCAAAGUCCCCCCUCCUUAUCAGUAUUUACAGAUAAGAUAGAAAAUGUAUGUCAAUGUGGGCAUGCUCAAAGUUGAUUUGAAUUUGGGAAAUGGGGGGGGGGGUGGUGUGUGUGUGUGUGUGUGUACGUGUGUGAACUCCAAUCCAUAUUGUGCUGAAAAGGGACUUGGAAGAGGGUUGGUAGAUAUCUGGAAUCCCUUUUCCUUAGCAAGCAAGGAGGUAAAUCACAUCGCUAAGCUCCUGGUGGGAAAUCUGCUCCUAGCCUGGAAAAAGGGACAGGGGGUGGGUGGGGGUGGGAGCCUGCGGAGGGUCUGUUUGGCCAAAGACAAGCUGAAAGUGUUUGCUGUAAAAACUGAAUCUGAGUGCUUCUUCUGGAAAAGUGCCUCUGGACAUACUAAGGCAGCUGCCUUCUAUCGAGUUUUACUUCUGUUAAAAAUGUAUAUUUGAUCAAACUUGCACAAUUUUUUUAUAAAGGAAUUAAAUAAUG